CAAACGUAAAACAAAUCAACUGGAUCAAUUUAAAAAAGAAGAGUCUGCUGGUGCACAAAAAAAUUAACAUAAAACUAAAUGGAAUGUUAAUCGAAUGUUUUAUUUAUGUAAAUUAGUAGUUUAAAGCUUUUUUCUCGUCCCGCGGAUACUUCGCUGGGUUUGUUGACAAACAGCAAACAAACCAAUUAAAGGAAUUUUAAAAAGACGAGCAGCAGGCUGUAUAAAAAAUUACAAUAAAAAUAAUUGAAAUGUAAAUUAGUAGCUUAAAGCUUCGUCAUCUUAUUAUCCACCUUAGCAGUAUCUUCCCGACACAUGCUGCUCAGCUCGGACUCCCAGUAUGCCAACAUGAGCCAGAAAGUGUAGAAGUGAAAAUUUAGAAAAUGUGAUCUGUUGGGAUCGUUGGGAAUAAAUGCUCAAGUUUAUUAGUCUAGUUGUGUUUUUACUCAAAAUACGCGUAGAAUGACACCUCCUUUGUAUAAAUCCGAUGCUCCAUUCAAAAUACGCAAAACAAGGUUUGGGGGACUUCUCAAAAUGAAAAUUGUAUUUUGUUUGUCAGCUUGUCCCAAAAGCAUUGUUUUAGGGUCCUGGAAAUUGCAGAUGAUAUUAAACAACUUAAUAUAAGAAUCUUUAGUUUUACCACUUUUGGACUCUUAUCAUCUUAUCUUCACUACGUUGCAAACAUCAUACUUAAAUCAUAAUACCCAUAAAACUGCAAGGGUAUAAGGAGGGUAAAAAAACAAUAACAAGGAAAUUGGAUCGGCAUGUACAAAUGCUUAGCAACGUAGUUGGCUUUCGCCCUUUAGCUAAGGACUUUCUAUUACUUUCCCUUACAUCACACUUUUGUCAAUAUGGUGUCGAUCACCGAAGAGCUGGUCCGCAAGAAAUCGGAGCACAAUGAACGUCUAAUUAGCACUUUGGAAGAGAUUUCAUUGCACCAGGAGGAUAUCGAGGCCAUAGAACACAUCCAAAACUGGUGUCGCAACCUGAAAAUCCUUCUCCUCCAAUCCAAUCUGAUUUCGCGUCUGGAGAACUUGCAUAAACUAAAACGUUUGGAGUACCUUAAUGUAGCCAUCAAUAAUAUUGAGAAGGUGGAGAACCUGGAGGGCUGCGAGUCUCUUACCAAACUGGAUCUUACUUUAAAUUUUAUAGGAGAACUAACCAGUGUGGAGUCGCUAUGUGGAAAUCACAAUCUCCGUGAACUGGUGCUCAUUGGAAAUCCUUGCGUGGACUAUCCACAAUACAGAAACUACGUGGUUGCGACUCUGCCGCAACUGAAUAGCUUGGAUUGCAUAGAGAUCACACCUUCGGAGCGUCUCCAAGCUUUGAGGGAACUACCCAAAAACCGUGCCAUCAUCGUCCAGAAGCAGGCAGAUCAGGCUAUAAGUCGGGAUGAGCAGCGUAUCCGGGUGGCGGAGCAGCAGUCCGCCUUGGCCGAUCGUUGUGCAGGAAUAGACGAUGAAGAGGAGCGCAUUAAAACCUUCUGGCAAGCAAAGAGCGAGCACUGUCCGGAGAUUCGCACGGAGAUCGCCCGACAGCACCGGAUAGGCCGGGAGCGGCACGAAACCAAAUCCCCGUUGGAUCCUCCGAAGCAAGAGCGCAAUCUUUUUGCUCCCUGCGGCAGACCGUACAAUCUGAACCAAGGCAAGAUGCCCUUUAAAUUCCAGGACGAGGCCGACCAUUACUUGCUCGAACUAGAAGUAUACAGACACCUGGAUACCUCUCUAAUUGAUGUGGACGUACAGACCAUGUAUACUAGAGUCACCGUCAAAAAAAAGAUCUUUCAGAUCGCCUACAGUGAGGAGGUCAAGCCGGAUGAGUCUACGGUGCAGCGUUCGCAGAUAACAGGUCACCUUAAGGUCAAACUUAAAAAACUAAAAGUCAACGAUCUACUGAUCACCAAGAAAAGUACGUCUAAAAGCCAUGCCCCUUCUGAUGAUGGAAAGGACGAAAAAUCCAAGGAAAGACUCGAUGGAGUUGUGGACAUCAGUAACAUUUGUCCGCCCGACGACCUUCCCGAAUUAAUAUGAAAAGGAAUUUAUUAUUUAAAAAUGGUUUAUUUAAAUAUUUGUCUGUUUUGGUUUGUUUUCUCCAACCCCUCAUCCUUCGUUUGUUUUUGUUUGGUUUUAUCGAUCGAUCAAUUAGCUUCCUAGUAACCUCUUCAGCCCGAUCUGAUGUCUAUAUAUACGCGCUUGUGUUUGUGUGAGUGUGUGUACAUAUACAAUACAUAUAUAAGUGUAGUUACAUUCCCAAAUAACGUGAACCGUAUAAUAAAAUAAAGAUCACAAACGAAGAAAAAGAAACU
Drosophila subpulchrella is the source of this 2302-nucleotide messenger RNA. It is a transcript of the gene tilB, whose product is annotated as protein tilB. Gene Ontology annotation, cellular component: cytoplasm. The record is from RefSeq and is a predicted model, not a curated record. The coding region runs from base 849 to 2027 and encodes 392 amino acids. The transcript is spliced from 4 exons. Lineage: Eukaryota; Metazoa; Arthropoda; Insecta; Diptera; Drosophilidae. Gene Ontology annotation, molecular function: protein binding. Gene Ontology annotation, biological process: outer dynein arm assembly.